UCCUCAUCACACACACAAACCUAUCUUACAACUUAAUUCCCUCCCUCCCUCUCUUUCUCUAAUCAAUACAUUCUUCAUCAUGGCUUGCCAAACAUGGCCUGAGCCUGUCAUCCGAGUCCAGACCUUGGCCGACAGUGGCUUAACCGCCAUCCCCAAGCGUUUCAUCUCUCAGACUCCUUCCUCCACCUUCCUCCAUCACACUGCUUCUCCUCCUUCUUUCUCACAUGAUCUUAAUAUUCCUGUCAUUGACCUCGCCGGAGACCCCGGGGAGAUGCUUCGCCUCGUCGGCCAGGCUUGCCGCGACUGGGGCUUCUUUCAGGUGGUCAACCACGGCGUGAGGCCGGACCUGAUGAGGAGCGCCAGGGCGGUGUGGCGGGAGUUCUUCAACCAGACGCCGGAGGCCAAGGAGAAGUUCGCCAACUCUCCGACCACUUACGAGGGGUACGGCAGCCGCUUGGGAGUCCAAAAGGAUGCCAUUUUGGAUUGGAGCGACUACUUCUUCCUCCAUUUCAUGCCUGCUUCUCUUCGCAACAGAGCCAACUGGCCUGCUCUUCCGCCGUCUCUUAGGGAAGUGGUUGAUGAAUAUGGAGAGGAAGUGGUGAAGCUAGGAGGAAGGAUACUGAAGAUAAUGUCAAGGAAUCUAGGGUUGCAGGAAGAUUAUCUUCUAAAUGCAUUUGGAGGAGAAGAAGGGAUUGGUGGUUGCUUGAGGGUCAAUUUCUAUCCAAAGUGCCCACAACCUGAUCUCACACUUGGCAUCUCACCACAUUCUGAUCCCGGAGGUCUGACUAUUCUGCUUCCUGAUGAUCAUGUCUCCGGCCUCCAAGUCCUCAAAGACGAUCGUUGGAUCUCCGUUAAACCUCUUCCUGAUGCCUUCAUUAUCAACCUCGGCGACCAACUUCAGAUUGUGAGCAAUGAAAUAUACAAGAGUGUGGAGCAUAAGGUGGUGGUGAACUCACAGACUGACAGAGUGUCGCUGGCUUUCUUCUAUAACCCAAAGAGUGAUGCAGUAAUCGAGCCAGCCAAGGAGCUUCUGACAGAGGAAAGGCCACCUCUCUAUCGUCCCAUGACUUUCGAUCAAUACAGAGUCUUCGUUAGGACCAAAGGACUUUGUGGCAAAUCUCAAGUUCAGUCUUUAAAUCACUACAAUAAUUAAGUAAAUGUAAUAAUUCCAUCAUGUCUAUCUUUAUAUAUCCCAUUAAUAAUGAAAUAACCUUUCUCUCUUCCA
Prosopis cineraria is the source of this 1225-nucleotide messenger RNA. RefSeq names its product jasmonate-induced oxygenase 2-like. The transcript has 3 exons. The record is from RefSeq and is a predicted model, not a curated record. The coding region runs from base 80 to 1153 and encodes 357 amino acids. NCBI's taxonomy places the organism in Eukaryota, Viridiplantae, Streptophyta, Magnoliopsida, Fabales, Fabaceae.